Pelecanus crispus (Dalmatian pelican) is the source of this 917-nucleotide messenger RNA. NCBI's taxonomy places the organism in Eukaryota, Metazoa, Chordata, Aves, Pelecaniformes, Pelecanidae. The record is from RefSeq and is a predicted model, not a curated record.
GUGCUGACUUCAAGGACCAGUACAAACCAGUGACCACCAGCUAUGACUAUGAUGCCCCCCUCUCGGAGGCAGGAGACCCCACCGAGAAGCUGUUUGCCAUCCGCACGGUCAUCAGCAAGGUGCUGAGCCUGGCAGGAGGAGAGGGACCCCCACGCCUGCCCCUCUCUUUGCAGUAUGCCGACCUCCUGGAUGUCUUGGAUGUGCUGUGCCCUUCCGGGCCCAUCCAGAGCCAGUUCCCCCUCACCUUUGAGGCCAUAAAGCAGGCCCAUGGCUUUGUGGUGUACCGCACACAGCUGCCCCGGGACGUCCUGGACCCAGCCACGCUGGGGGCUCCUCCCCACAGUGUCUGCUGCAGCAGUUGGACGCUGGAGCGGGAUGGGCAGACAACGCUGCACGUGGCAGGCAGGGCAGGGGACACCUUGGACGUGCUCCUGGAGAACAUGGGCAGGAUCAGCUUUGGGGCCAACAUCAGUGACUUCAAGGGCUUGCUGGGGAACCUCUCCUUGGACUCCAGCCCUCUCAGCAACUGGCUGAUCUACCCCCUGGCCAUAGACGCUGCCAUCCAGCAGGGCUGGCCCCACGCUGCCCCACCAAAAUCAAGCAGCAGGGGCAGAGCAGGGCCAGCCUUCUACACUGGGACCUUUGAGACCCCUGGCAUCGCCUGGUACACCUUUGUGAAGUUCCCAGGUUGGAGCAAGGGCCAGCUGUGGAUAAACGGCUUCAACCUGGGCCGGUACUGGCCCCACCGCGGGCCCCAGCAGACCCUCUUUGUGCCUGGCUCGGUGCUGCAUGCUGGCCGCCCAAACAACAUCACAGUGCUGGAGCUGGAGGGGGCACCCCCCACCCCCUUCCUGCUCUUCCUCGACCGACCCCUUUUCAACAGGACCCUCAGCCGCAGCACUGCGGCCACAAAAUAA